Neocloeon triangulifer is the source of this 1972-nucleotide messenger RNA. RefSeq names its product cell division cycle protein 16 homolog (gene Cdc16). Gene Ontology annotation, molecular function: protein binding. The coding region runs from base 18 to 1946 and encodes 642 amino acids. The transcript has 10 exons. Lineage: Eukaryota; Metazoa; Arthropoda; Insecta; Ephemeroptera; Baetidae. Gene Ontology annotation, biological process: cell division. The record is from RefSeq and is a predicted model, not a curated record.
ACAACACAACAAAAACCAUGGCCGAUGGUAAACAAGAAAAACUGAAAUCGCCGGCUAAAUUUUCUGACGCAGUCAGUGAGGAGCUCAUUAUUUCCUAUCGGAAUGUGGUCAAGUCUUACUACGAAAAGCACCUUUACAAAUCGGCGGCUUUUUGGGCUGACAAGAUUAUGUGCAUUACAAACGACCCGCACGAUAUUUAUUGGAAUGCGCAGUGUCUGUACCAUUUCAAAGAAUUUCAGAGAGCGGCUCACAUCAUAAUAAGUCGAAAUCUACACAAGUCCAUCCCACAAUGUCAGUAUGUAGCUGCAAAAAGCCUGUUUGAGGCCAAGGAGUACAAUGAGUCUUUAUCAAUUUUGGAAGGACUUGAGUUUGAUUACACUUUGGCAGGAGAAAAAUCCUUUCAAAAUGAAACAGCUAAACAUUUCAACUCAGUGGCUGAGUGUGUUGAGGUAAUACCAGCUUUUAAAGUAAAAUUUAUUCUUCACAUUGAAAAUUUCCAGCUGCAAAGCUCCGUCUUGCUUCUAAAAGCCCAAGUUUUACAAGCUAACGGAAACCGAAUUCGAGCUUCUGAGUGUUAUCGUGAUGCCCUUUUGGCAGACAUCAGGUGCCACGAGUCCUUUGACGCCCUCAUCAGACUGCAAAUGCUCUCUUCUGUUGAAGAACAAGAGUUGAUGGAAAGACUGGAGUCGCAGAUGGCAGCCCAAUGUUCUGAGGAGGAAGCAAAAAUGCUGCGACUUCUUUACAGAGGGCAGCUGAAAAAAUACGACAAGCCAAGAAAGGUUCCCGACAGUGACCCCAAGAUUGAAGUGGACCACAGCAAAACUGCUGACGUCCGAUAUUUGGAAAGUAGUGACCCUCGUUUCCAACUGUCCAAAAGUCUCGACUGCAGAGCGUGGCAAGCCGAGAGGCUCUAUUACAACUGUGACUAUCACCAGUGUUUGGAUGUCACAAACAAUAUACUAAAAACAGAUCCGUACCAUCCAGGUUGUCUUCCUGUCCACAUUGGGUGCUUGGUUCAGUUCAACAAAGCAAAUGAUUUAUUCCAAUUAGCGCACAGGCUUGUAAAAUUAUACCCAGAAGAGGCAAUAUCGUGGUAUGCGGUAGGCUGCUACUAUUUUGUAAUUGGUAAAAGUGAUCCUGCCAGGCGAUACUUGAGCAAAGCCACUAUGAUUGACCAACUGUUUGGGCCAGCCUGGCUUGCCUAUGGUCAUUCUUUUGCGUCUGAAAAUGAGCACGACCAAGCAAUGGCUGCAUACUUCCGCGCAUCUCAACUUAUGAAAGGAUGCCAUCUUCCUUUACUAUAUGUUGGCUUGGAAUGUGGCUUGACAAACAACAUAGAGUUGGCGGAUAAGUUUUUUGUGCAAGCCAGGGACAUAGCGCCGUGUGAUCCUUAUGUUUUGCACGAAAUGGGAGUUACGUCUUUCCACGACGAAGACUACGAAACUGCUAAAAAGUGUUUUGAAGACGCUUUAGCCGAAAUCCAGCAGAGCGAUUCGCGGAGAUUGGAGGAAAAUUGGGAGCCCCUUUUCAACAAUCUGGGUCAUGUUUAUCGGAAGCUGGGGAAACUGCCAGAAGCUCUUCAACUCCACCAACAGGCCUUGUCUUUGCAGCCGUUGAAUGGAUCAACUUACGCAGCCAUCGGAUUGGUGCAGAUGUUGAUGGGGCAUCUGCUCGAAGCUGUUGAGGCGUUCCAUGAAGCUCUGGGUCUGAAACCUGAGGACUCCUUCAGCACCACAAUGCUAGGCUACUCUAUGGAGGCCCUCACUAUGAAUCCCAUUGAUGGAAUAGGGCAACCUUUUGAAGGAGAACCAGUAGAGUUGCCGGCAAUUUUGAGAAGUGCCCACCAACAAGCUUCUCCAUCCGACCCACUCAUGACUCCUCAGCAGCCAACAGAGGACAUAUCGAAUUUGAGCAUCGAGUGCGAAAUGCAGGACACAUCGCCAUAAUUAAAUUAUUGUGAAUAAAAAAAAAA